AGCUGGGACGCCGCCGGUGAAAGGGAGGGCAGAGAUAUGAAGGCAGCGUAGGAGGAAGUCACCUUUAAUCUGCAGUUUCAGGCUGGCAGACACACACAGACUUCGUUUUUCGAGCCACUUUGAAGGAACCAGCCCAACCUGGUCAUCCACCCUGCCAGAAAUGAUGAACGGCACUAAUUCUGCACUAAUGAACAGAACUAAUUCCUGUGAACCCGUAAACAAUCUGGCUAACACCUUUUUUAUAGUACUCUACAGUGUGAUGUUUCUGGUGGGUUUAGUCCUAAACGGCUUCACAUUAAGGGUUUACUUCUGUGUAGCCCAGCAUCGUCCAUCCAGCAGCGUCACCAUCUACCUGAAGAACCUGGCAGCCUCCGACUUCCUCAUCAGCCUCUGCCUCCCGCUGCGGAUCAUGAACUUCGCCAGUAACUCUACCCUCAUCCGGCAGGUCUACUGCAACUUUGGAGCCGCUGCCUUCUAUCUCAACAUGUACGCCAGCAUCCUGUUCAUGGGCUUCAUUGCUGCCAAUAGGUACAUGAAGAUCGUCCAUCCUUUGGGGAACCAUUUCUUCCAGAAGGCUAGAGCUGCUUACAUCAUCUCUAUAUCAACCUGGGGUUUGCUCGUGGCAAUGACGAGCUCCUAUGUCAUCCUUUCCCUCCUCACCAAAGGGAAUAAGGAAGAGCUGCCCGGUAUGGUGAGCUGUGAUGUCCUGCACAGUAAGCAGCUGAGUCUGCUCUACAAAAUCAUCCACAGCUUCUCCGCCAUCCUCUUCCUCAUCGUCCUCAUGGCCCUCAUCUUGUUCUACCACAGCACGUCACACAGGCUGUCUCUGGCUCAGAGAACUCAAACAACUUCCAGUAACUCCAAAAAGCUUAUUAAAUCCCGGCGAAACAUGCUGGUCCUGGUCACGGUCUUCUGCGUCUGCUUCGUCCCCUACCACCUGGUUCGCCUUCCCUACGCCUUCAAGAAAAGUUUGUUUUGCUCAUGGAGUUGGUUCUUCUACGUGAAGGAACUGACCGUCCUGGUGUCGGUCCUCAACGUCUGCCUGGACCCUCUGAUCUACUUCAUCUUCUGCAAGGCGUUCCGUGCUCAGAUGAGCAUGAGGAGGGGGGUUCACACCCAACAGAGUUCAAUGCAGGAAGAGCAAACAGACACGAGGAGCAGCGACGGGUGGUUGAACUCCCUCAGAAACCUGAAAAGGCUGUCGGUCAUCUCAGUGACCAGGCAAACCAGCGUUCUGUAGACCUUUCUGACUUCAGAACUCAUCCAUUAAAGGUGAAAAAAAUCCAGAACUGAAUCCAGACUGGAAGAUAAAGAACGUUACUAAUCUCCAUCUAACAUGAGAUGGAGAGUUUAAGGUCAGACACAGACUUGAUGCAUAGUCUUCUUUGGAGGAGGAGCCUGAGUCACCAACAGAAGAUAAAACAUCAGAUGAUCGUCAUUCUUUAUUGUUCAUUUACCUUUUCCUGAAUGACUCCAGAAUUUGAUUUCCAGGAAGAAUACAUGGUUCUUCUCAAACAUAGUGAUGCUGUCGUCAUCACCUCCAGUCCAUAAGCAUUCAUCUUUUUAGACAGUUUAAAAGCACAGAUCCAGUCCCAGUUUCCUGCCAUUUUCCUUUCAAACUCAUCUGAGUUUUUGGUUCAUGUUUUAAAGAAGGGAUGACCCAUGGUUUUCAUGA
This is a messenger RNA of Cyprinodon tularosa, 1675 nucleotides long. RefSeq names its product P2Y purinoceptor 14-like. The transcript has 4 exons. The record is from RefSeq and is a predicted model, not a curated record. Gene Ontology annotation, molecular function: G protein-coupled purinergic nucleotide receptor activity. Gene Ontology annotation, biological process: G protein-coupled receptor signaling pathway. Bases 161 to 1240 code for a protein of 359 amino acids. Lineage: Eukaryota; Metazoa; Chordata; Actinopteri; Cyprinodontiformes; Cyprinodontidae. Gene Ontology annotation, cellular component: membrane.